Messenger RNA from Labrus mixtus (cuckoo wrasse), 1901 nucleotides. It is a transcript of the gene cyp27c1, whose product is annotated as cytochrome P450 27C1. Gene Ontology annotation, molecular function: heme binding; oxidoreductase activity, acting on paired donors, with incorporation or reduction of molecular oxygen; iron ion binding. The record is from RefSeq and is a predicted model, not a curated record. Gene Ontology annotation, cellular component: mitochondrial inner membrane. Lineage: Eukaryota; Metazoa; Chordata; Actinopteri; Labriformes; Labridae. Bases 201 to 1823 code for a protein of 540 amino acids. Gene Ontology annotation, biological process: cortisol metabolic process; cellular response to peptide hormone stimulus; cholesterol metabolic process. The transcript has 9 exons.
AUUCCACCUCUGAGAGCUUGUGCAAGGAACCCUUUAAAAUCGCUCUACAUCUCAAGCUUAUCCAACAUUUCCACGCACUGAGUUUGCACGUGCCAGAAAUUUACAUCAACAGAAGUAAACUUUUAUUUUAUUUUUUUAGACUUUGCAAAUAACUUAAAUCAUCGAGCGUUUGUGCUCACGGAAACUAAAGUAUCAUAAAAAUGGCCCUCCUGAAUAAUUUUACAGCAUGUUUGAAACAUUUUCAAGGAGACCGGCUACACAAUCAGGUAUUCUUCUUUUUACGCGCCGUACACAAGUCUGCAGCCAGCGAGUCUUAUGGAGUGUCCCCAGCCAGGGAAGGAGCGAUGCCUGAGAGGAUAAUCACAGCGGCAGAAGUCGGCGAGAAAACUCAAAUCAAGAGCCUGAAGGAGAUGCCUGGACCCAGCACCUUAUCCAACUUGAUUGAGUUCUUCUGGAGAGACGGGUUCAGCAGAAUUCAUAACAUCCAGUUGGAGCACUCAAAGAAGUUUGGCAAAAUUUUCAAAUCUCGUUUUGGACCUCAGCUGGUGGUCUCGGUGGCGGAUCGUGACCUGGUGGCCGAGGUGCUGAGGGCUGAAGGUGUGGCCCCUCAGAGAGCUAACAUGGAGUCCUGGAAGGAGUACAGAGACAUGAGGGGCCGUGCUACAGGCCUCAUCUCAGCGGAGGGAGAGGACUGGCUGAAGAUGCGGAGUGUGCUCAGACAGCUCAUCAUGCGACCCCGGGAUGUAGCAGUCUUCUCUGAUGAUGUGAACCAAGUGGUGGAUGACCUGAUCAAGAGAGUCAGUAUUCUGUGCACCCAACAGACAGAUGGAGCGACUGUCCUCAAUGUGAAUGAUCUCUUCUUCAAAUAUGCCAUGGAAGGUGUUGCAGCCAUUUUAUAUGAAUGCCGACUGGGCUGCUUGCAAGACCAGAUUCCAGAGGACACACAAGACUACAUCGGUGCUCUACACCUCAUGUUCAGCUCCUUCAAGACAACCAUGUACGCCGGCGCGAUCCCCAAAUGGCUCCGCCCCAUCAUCCCCAAACCAUGGGAGGAGUUCUGUCAGUCGUGGGACGGCCUCUUCAAAUUCAGCCUCAUUCACGUUGAUAAGCGUCUCUCGGAGAUUAAGGCCCAGCUGGAGCGGGGCGAGGAAGUGAAGGGUGGACUGCUCACACACAUGCUAGUUACCAGGGAGAUGACCAUAGAGGAGAUUUACGCCAAUGUAACGGAGAUGCUUCUGGCCGGCGUUGACACGACAUCCUUCACCCUGUCAUGGGCCAGCUAUCUGUUAGCCCGGCACCCUCAAAUACAGGAGCAAAUCUUUACAGAAGUGACGAAUACUCUGGGACAUGGAGCAAUUGCCACAGCUGAUGAUGUCUCUCGUCUUCCUCUCAUCCGGGGGCUGGUCAAAGAGACUCUCAGGCUUUUUCCAGUUCUCCCAGGAAACGGACGGAUCACACAGGAUGACUUGGUGGUGGGCGGAUACUUCAUCCCCAAAGGGACUCAGUUGGCUCUUUGUCACUACCACACAUCCAUGGAUGAAGAAAACUUCCCCGAAGCUAUAGACUUCCAUCCAGAUCGCUGGAUAAGGAAAGAUUCCACAGAUCGCGUCGACAACUUUGGUUCAAUUCCCUUCGGCUACGGCAUCAGGAGCUGCAUUGGGAGAAGAAUAGCAGAGUUAGAGAUGCAUCUCGCUCUCACAAGGCUCAUUCAAAAGUUCCACAUUGGUGUUUCUCCUCUCACUGCUGAUGUCGAGGCCAAAACCCACGGCCUGCUCUGCCCCUCUGCCCCCAUCAACCUGCAGUUCAUCGACAGGAAGAGCUAGACGCUUACUCUUAUACAUAAGGUCUACUGCAGUGAUUGAUUUUUAAGUGCUGAUGCAUUAUUAGUUUUUUUUUUUUUU